Messenger RNA from Rhodamnia argentea, 1233 nucleotides. RefSeq lists its product as uncharacterized. Gene Ontology annotation, biological process: regulation of peptide transport. Bases 1 to 1233 code for a protein of 410 amino acids. The record is from RefSeq and is a predicted model, not a curated record. The transcript is spliced from 8 exons. Gene Ontology annotation, cellular component: membrane. Lineage: Eukaryota; Viridiplantae; Streptophyta; Magnoliopsida; Myrtales; Myrtaceae.
AUGAGUCCGAGAUAUAAAGGCGGGUUGAUUCUCAUUAUGACAUUUGUGAUCGUGUGGGUCACUUCUGCAGAAGUCACUCAGGGUGUUUUCGAGGACUACAAGCAUCCAUUCGCAGUGACCUAUCUCGGGACUUCUCUCUUGGCAUUCUUUCUUCCCAUAACAUUCUUCAAGGACUGGUUACUGAAGUCCCUAAGAUCCUGCACUAGUGAAAGUGGCGAUAGUGCGGAGACAGUCGAUACAAUCUGUAAAGGUCCAGAUUCUCCUGGCAAAAAUAAUGUGAAGCAGAGUAAUAUUGAAAUGGCAAAUCAAGAAGAGUUGAGUGCGGUGGAUUCAGCAGGUGAAGAAGUUCGUUUACUUGAAGAAGGAAAGGGCUUUGUUGCAGAGGGAAACAAUGAUGACAUUGUGGAACAAGAGGAGAAGAUGAGCAGCAAGCAAAUUCUCAAAGUUGCCUGCACCCUUGGGCCUAUUUGGUUUGUGUGUGAGUAUCUCAUGAAUGCUUCACUCGCUCGAACAAGUGUUGCCAGCUCCACGAUAUUGCUAUCGACAUCAGGACUUUUCACUCUUCUGAUUGGUGCAUUCCUAGGACAGGACUCCAUAAGUACAGUAAAAGUAAUCUCGGUCUUUGUCAGUAUAGCCGGAGUCGCCAUGACUGCACUAGGAAAGACUUCAAGUACCGAUCAAUCACAAUCGAGCACAACUGUAACCUCCUCUCUUCUAGGAAAUCUUUUUGCAAUUCUCUCGGCUGCAAGUGAUGGACUAUUUGCUGUGCUUAUCAAGAAGUACGCUGGAGAAGGAGGAGAAGGGGUGGACAUGCAAAAGUUAUUUGGAUAUAUCGGACUCUUCUCGCUUGUCGGACUUUGGUGGCUUGUUUGGCCUCUCAUUGCUUUAGACAUAGAGCCCAAAUUUGACUUUCCUCAGUCUGCGGCCUUGGGGGCAGUUCUUCUUGCCAACUCCUUCGUCGGAAGUUUUCUCUGUGAUUAUUUGUGGGCGCUCAGUGUUGUUUGGACCACUCCUCUGGUGGCAUCACUAGGUGCCUCCCUCGAGAUACCUGUUGCCAUGCUGGAAGACAUCCUAAUACAUGGUCGGCGGUUUUCGCUGAUUUACGUCAUUGGCUCGUUCCAGGUAUUCCUGGGAUUCGUAUUAGCUAACUUGCCGGACUGGUUCUCACCGACAUUUGUGUUGCACAUGCAUUGGGAUAAUUUUGUACAUGGAUAUGAGAUGCUUCGACUCUAG